Molecule: messenger RNA, 5516 nt
Organism: Anastrepha obliqua
Lineage: Eukaryota; Metazoa; Arthropoda; Insecta; Diptera; Tephritidae
Gene: Rcd-1
Product: CCR4-NOT transcription complex subunit 9
Exons: 6
Coding region: 223-1125 (300 amino acids)
Biological process (GO): mRNA catabolic process; negative regulation of translation
Cellular component (GO): P-body; CCR4-NOT core complex; CCR4-NOT complex
Source: RefSeq, a predicted model, not a curated record
AGUCAAUACUGUCACAAAGUGUUGGUCUAGUUGGGAACGAGAACUGAAUUUUUUCGCUUUCAGAAAUUGCUGUGUUUUCACAAAGUUCGGUCCGAAAAACUAAUAUAAAAACUAACUUUUGAUAAAAUAAGUGUUAUAUAUUGAGAAUUUAAUAAGUACAACCACACUUCACCAGUGAAUAAUCUUUAACGUGGAAUCGAUAAAUAAAAUCCAAAAAUUAUAAUGAGUGCUCAACCUAGUCCCGCCUGCAUGACUCCAUCAACCGAACAGGAAAGGGUAUUUCAAUGGAUCAACGAAUUGGCCCAUCCCGAGAGCCGCGAAACCGCUUUACUCGAAUUGAGUAAGAAACGUGAAACAGUGACAGAUCUGGCGCCAAUGCUAUGGCAUAGCUUUGGCACUACUGCCGCCCUACUACAAGAGAUAAUUAACAUUUAUCCAUCGAUUAAUCCUGCCACACUCACUGCGCAUCAAUCAAAUCGUGUCUGCAGUGCGUUAUCGUUGCUGCAAUGCGUCGCAUCGCACCCGGAGACGCGUACAGUGUUCCUUCAGGCACAAAUACCAUUGUUCCUGUAUCCAUUUUUACAAACCACAUCUAAAACACGGCCAUUCGAAUACCUUAGGCUAACAAGUUUAGGCGUAAUUGGCGCACUAGUUAAGGCUGAUGAGCAAGAAGUGAUAACUUUCCUUUUAGCAACAGAAAUCAUUCCACUGUGUCUGCGAAUAAUGGAAACCGGCUCGGAACUGAGCAAAACUGUAGCCACAUUUAUCCUGCAAAAAAUAUUGUUGGACGAGAGCGGACUUUCGUAUAUUUGUCAAACGUAUGAGCGGUUUUCGCAUGUUGCUAUUAUUUUGGGCAAAAUGGUAAUACAACUUGCCAAGGAGCCCUCUGCACGUUUGCUGAAGCAUGUCGUACGUUGUUACUUGCGUCUUUCCGACAAUCCCAGAGCACGUGAGGCUUUGCGACAAUGUCUUCCAGAUCAGCUGCGUGAUGCGACAUUUUCGGUAUGUCUACAGGAUGACAAAUCCACGAAACACUGGCUACAUUUACUCAUUAAGAAUUUGGAGUUGGGUGCUGUUGCGCCAACAGAUCCACGUCAAAUCGGCAUGUCGCCUUUGACGUCGUAAACAGCAGCAAAAACGCGCCGUCUAUAGUACAUAUACAUAUGAAGUGCAGCUAAAAGUGCUGUUGUUGUAUGCUAAGAGUUAUACACGCAGCGCAGUCCAAACAACAACCCAGCCAAGUAUACAACAGAGACUUCAGACAGACACUCAGCCCCAACUAACUAGAUUAAAUUAAAAAUACGCAAAUACAAAUGAAAAUCUCUUUUUACUUAAAAAUGUAAUAAAUAACCAAUGGAAAGCAAAGCAAAUCAAAUUACACACAACACCACAAGGGACUACUUAAAUACUUAAACAUAAACAAAAAAAAAAAAAAACAAUUUAAAGUCGUGAUAGUAAUUGCAAAAAUAGGAAUGCAUUAUUAAAUAAAUAAUAACUAAGAAUUAUGGUAAUAAGGAUAAAAUAUAUAACAAAGGAGACUGUUUAUAUGAUAAAAACAUAAAGCAAAAAUAUGAAAAGAAAUCCCAAAUCCCAAAAAAAAAGAGAAAAACUAAAUAAAUUACUGAUGAAAAAUAUAAGAAAAUUUAUGUAGAAAAAGAGUGAAUAUUAAUUAAAUUAUGUAAUAAUUAAGAAUGGCGGUACCUAAAAUAAAUUGGAAAUAAUAAGAAAUAAGUACACUUACACAUAUUACAUAUGGGUAACACAUUUACCCUUGCAAUUUUGCUGUAAGAAAAAGCUGAUUUCAUUGCUUACUGCAACGUGUAACCAAGGUGAAUGCACUUUGUUAGAUUAGAUAAGAAAGUCAAAUGAAUUGAUUUUCCGUGCGGCUGUUCAGCUUUCCUCAGACGUUUGUAAAACAUAUAGAUACAGGUACAGAUAUUGAACGAAUAUUAUAUUAUAUGUAGUUUUUUUUUUUUGGCAAACUUAGCUUAAAUUAAUGGAAAGUGCAGAAAAAUAGUAUUUUAAUUAAAAUUUGUGAACAUAAACUAAAUACGUUUUUUUACAUAUAAAUUGUUGUAUUGACUAUAUAUUGUUGUAUUGAUUACAGCAGAAAACGAAAUAGUUCUUUAAAUUCUACAUACUUAGGCAACGAUUAUGAAAUGGAGUAUUAAUAUUUCAAUUAAAUGGGCAGAAACUCUGUGUAAUAUGAAUGUUAUGAAAUGAGCGAAGUGAAAAGUGAAGCAUUAAUAUAAUAAGUUCGCCAGAAAAUAUUCAUUAAUUUCGAAUUAAAAUACGAAGCACGCAUUUCCACUGAAUGCCUUAAAAGCAUUUGCUAAUAAAUCACAAGGAACGUUUUGGUUUUUUUUAAAUUGCUAUUUCUAAGCUAUUAAAUAACAGCUACAGCCUAUAUACAUAAGUCACUAUACAUAAAAUUUGUUAUUGAAUUGAGAAAAUCGCUCGUGCUCAUGCUCGUAUAAUUCUUUUUGUUUUAUUGAAACCGGGUUGAUGAACGCGUCACCGCACACUAUCAGCGUUAUAUAAUUGGAAAGCUAUGUUUUUAUUUUACUAAGUCCACAUUUACAGUAACUUAUAGCAGAUACGAGACACAUUCAUUUACAUACUUACUGCAUUGUAUUCUACAUUUGUUUUUCGUAGUAGCCUACGUCAUUUAAGCGCAUCCAUUGCCGGGACAGGACAGGGACUAUUGGCUAUGAAUUGAUGAUAUCUUUUGUAUAAAAGUCUAGAAUUAAGUAACUUAUUUUUCGUUUUUUAAAUUGAAUGAAGCCAACAUUAGCCGCUAUUUGUGUAUGAAGAAAACUAGUUGAUUUAAAUUACAAGCAAUAAUUGAAUUAAAAAAAUUGUACAAAAACAUAGUUUUAGUUCAAAAUGAUUGCCAAAAAUAAAACUUAGCUGUAAAUGCAAAUGGAAAAAAUUACAACUCAUUUUUUUGUUCUUAACUGCCCUCAGUUGUGUGCUUAGAAAAGCGUACGAGUUUCCGUUUAUGUACAAAUAAUAUUAAUAAUAAUUCGUAAACUGAGUUGCCAACGUUUUGUAAUGUACAGAUUUGUCAACAACCGUAUUAGUAAUAAACACUUUUGAAAUGCUUUACAAAUAGAAAAUUGAAUGAAAAUGUAAUUUUAUAAAAAAUUUCAAAGCUAUUUUAUUUUGUUAUAAACAAUGCUGUGUAUAUUCUCAAACUGUUCACUUAAAAACACCAAACUUUAGUGCUCACAAACACUAAAAAAAAUUGAAUGAAAUUUAUAAAGCUGAAAGGAUUAAAAUGACUAGUUUUUGAAAGCUCAAAAUUAAAUAUUUCUGUGCGUGCGACCUUUUAUGCAAAUCAAUAAUUGUUUCAAUACGCAAAUUCUGUUGAUUAACUAAAAAACAGCGUUAAUUUUGAUGAAAAUACUUCCGAAACUUAUUUGACGUAUGGGAUGUUUGUACGUAACCUCACAUAUGUAUGCAUGAAAGAACUGCAUAAGUUCCAAUUCGACUGCUGAAAACCAACUUCUUAGAGGUUAGAUCUUCUUUUAUUCAAGCGCUCUUAUGCCGCAAUUUGUAUAAAUUAGCUGGUUAUACAUAUAUCAGGUAUCAAAAAUAAAAAAAAACUGCACUAAAACAACCAACUGAGUCGCAGCAGCUGCAAUAGUUUAUAAUAAUUAUAUUUUUACUACUAAUCGGCCGUAAUGUCAAUUGAAGAAUUUUAUUAGUAAAAAGAAAGCGCUUGCAAUGAUACAAUAAUUAAUUAAAAUAAAUAGAGUUGUACAUAAGCCUGGGUGACAGCCUUUAAAAAUAUCAAAAUAUUUGAAUUUAGCAAAAUUGAAAGAAAAUGCAUAGCAAAUCUAAAGUUAAAUGAUGACUAACUCCGCACAUAUGUGGACAGAUGUGAGAAGUGGCCACUUCACUUGUCUGCUAAAAUUAAAGUGUAUGUUAAAUUAUGUAAAUUAAUCAAACGAGCAACUAUGAAUAGUUAUAACUCAUGCAAAGCGUGAUUUUUUUAUUUUUGUACAGUGCGUGAGCUGUUGUUUGAUGGCGAUCGCUCAAAAACAUUCUACCGCAAAAUAGGAGUGUAACAUAACCCAGCAAAUAAAAAAGAAGAAAAUACCAAAAGAAUGCCAGAAAAUGUUAUAUAGCUAAAAGUGAAUGUUCGACGAAUAAUUGAAAGCAUAUACAUAAAUAUUAGCAUUGCUGAGCGCAUUCGCAUUCAACAGCCAAACUCCAAGGCGCGCCCACGUGGUGGCGCAGCGAAGACCAAUGCAAUGCAUAGCAUACCCAACUGCCCAAGAAAUUAUUGUUGCAUUAAGUUUUGGCUGCCGAUUUUCAUACAUUCAAUAACUUAAAACUCCAAUCAUUCAUAUCAUUCACUUGGCAACAUGUUAAUUGUGAUUUAUUUUUAAGCAAUGGCCGUCCCGCCAACAACCUCUUCUUUUAAAGAUUCUGUAUCCUUAUUAUCCAUUAAUACUAAAUUCUUCAGCAGAGAAAUUAUUCAUUCCCUUGCAAUGUUCAUCGUUGUAUGAGUGUGCGUGAAUGAUUGUAUGCUUUGGGACAACGUUUUAGUUUGCGCGCAACGAACUGCCUGCUGCAAACACUUUUAGCUGCAAAUCAUUGUAAAAUAAUUGUAUAAUUAAAACAAACAAAAUUAAUUUUUGAUUGUUCGUUUAAGACAAAUGCAUCAUACGAGAGUAAAAUACAAAUUUCGUUGAGUCGAAACAUUUAUAAUCUCCUUAAAUAUGAACUUGUCUACUUACAUACAUAUUAACGUAACACACGCAGAUUGUGCUAUACUAUACGUAUGUAUGUACACAUAAAUAUGACUUGGGUUCGAUUGGAACCUGCAUGUAGCAUAGCGUAAUCACAACUUAAAUUGUAAACUUAUAUCAUUCUUUGUAAAUUGUUAUUAUAAACCAGCAUCCUAACUAAGUUAAGUUUAAUAUAUAUAAAUUUUUCGUAUAAUUGGGUUACGUUUAAAAAGCAUAAAAGCAAAACUGCGUUUGUAUGUAUCCGUGGUUAUAGCCAUUUACCUAAUUUUUAACUUCAUACCUGCAUAAAUAAAUCGUAAAUGUAUCAUACUUUAAAUAUUCUUUUCUUCCUAAAAACAUUUCCUAAUUUAGUUUGUAUACAUAAAUAUUUUACAUAAAUUUUGAAUUACUACAUAUUUUUUAACUAUAAAUACAUUUUCAUGUCACAUUUAUAUUUAUUUUAAAUGUUUGUAUUAAAGAUUAAUCGUGCGAUUUGCCGAAGUUUUAAAUUUUUCCUUGGUUUUAUUUAUUGUAAUUUGGUUUUACUUUUUCCUCCAUCAUCUACCCCACAGCUAGGAGCGUGUUACCCAAAAUCCAACUCAGUCUGCCAGCGUUGACGAUGAUGCCUUAGUGUUCUAUUAAAUACGUAUGUACGCGCAUUUCGUUUGUUUAAUCAUAUAAAGAGCCAUAUGUAUGUAUGUAUGCAUGUAUGUAUGCAAACAAGCAGUUUUAGACUAUGUUGAAUAAAUUAGAGCUAUUAAAAUAUUUAUCCUAAUA